Helobdella robusta is the source of this 654-nucleotide messenger RNA. RefSeq lists its product as hypothetical. The transcript has 6 exons. Lineage: Eukaryota; Metazoa; Annelida; Clitellata; Rhynchobdellida; Glossiphoniidae. The record is from RefSeq and is a predicted model, not a curated record. The coding region runs from base 1 to 654 and encodes 217 amino acids.
AUGUCGUUGCUGAAAAACCAUCGAGGUCCAGUGUUUGUGAUCAUCAGGUUCCCCUACGACCUGACCUUAACCUGCAAGAAUGCCCUCAUGAAGACCCUCUCCAUCCACGCCAACUACAGCGGGUGCAUCUCUGGCAUCUGCACUUCGAUGAAAGUGUUGGAGGGGAACUGGCCCGGGACGAUGGGGGUGGCCAUCUUGACCUUCAAAUCGUUGAGGGAUGCAGAGCUGUGGAAGGACAGUGUGCCGGACAUCAAACAACCCGAUUGGUUGAGGGGCGUGGAUAUGUUAAUUGUGCCCAUCAAGCAUCUUCCUGCUCCGAACAAAGGUUUCGUUCAAAUAAUGGACAUGUGCCUCCAUGAUUUGGCGUCAUUCGAGCACAAUUACGCCUGCGAAGCCAAAGAGGUGUUGAAUUAUUGGGGCGCAUGUGCGGGUGUGGUGUCGGCCCCCUCCGAUUGCAUCCACAAGGUGAAGGGGUUGUGGGACCCGAACUACCUCAUCAUCAACUUCUGGCCCAGCUGUCAGGUCUUCGAGGAAGCCAUGAAAUCAGACCAGUACAAAGACCUGAUGAACAAGCGCAACCACUUCUCUGCCAGCCACACGUGCGUCUUCCAGCUUCAACCAAUCGUUGAAGCCAACCCAUGCCUCGUGCCGUGA